Phycodurus eques (leafy seadragon) is the source of this 4443-nucleotide messenger RNA. RefSeq names its product immunoglobulin superfamily, DCC subclass, member 4 (gene igdcc4). The coding region runs from base 307 to 3987 and encodes 1226 amino acids. The transcript has 20 exons. Gene Ontology annotation, cellular component: axon; plasma membrane. Gene Ontology annotation, molecular function: protein binding. The record is from RefSeq and is a predicted model, not a curated record. Lineage: Eukaryota; Metazoa; Chordata; Actinopteri; Syngnathiformes; Syngnathidae. Gene Ontology annotation, biological process: cell-cell adhesion; axon guidance.
CUUCAACGUCGGCUCCUAACAUGGCGUUGACUCGCCGAGGGACACGACGUCUCUUCCACCCGCGUUGCUGUUAUUGUUGUUGUCGGGAGUACUAGAAAAGCGUGGGAGUGGGGGCGGCGGGCGCUUUAAGCGUGGGGUGAGAGACUUAAAAAAAAAAAAAAAAAAAACCCGCGCAGACAAUAGCGGAUUGACAACCCGGGGGUAAAAAGAACAUGCACUGCAUGUGGCUGUGACGGUACAGACACGGACGAGAAGACCCACGCUACCCCACUGGUGGACCCCCCCUUCCCCACCAAAAGGCUGUACAUGGCGGUGGAGAGCACCCCUUGGCUCAUCUGUGUGCUUUUGCUCUUUUGCGCUCCAUCCAAGCAAGAUAAUUCUGUUUCGGUGGAGGUGAGCUGCGGGGCCGGACCCAGCCAUGUAGUGUUGGAGCCGGGGUCACCCCUCACGCUGGACUGCAACCUGGGGGCCAGCGACACACCGCUCAACAUCUCCUGGCUGCAUAACGGCCAGCCCCUUCCUCAGGAGGCGAGCGAGGCGCGGCGGUAUGUCACCGACCAGUCCCUCCUCCUGCUGCUCGGCUCCAAGGAUGGAGUUCCCUCCCAGACUGUGGAGGGAGGCUAUAGCUGUGUGAGUGCCAGCGCCCAUGGAGCCCUAACCAGCCGGACUGUCAAUGUGCUGCUGGCAAGUCUGUCCUCCUUCCAUCAGGAGCCUUCACCUCAGAUGGUGCCUGCUGGGGGGGCGGCUCGCUUCGAGUGCCAGAUCGAUGGUGUGCCCACACCUAUAAUUACUUGGGAAAAGGACAAAGUCGCCAUCCCCAACGACCCAAGGUUCAUUUCCCUCCCUAAUGGCGUGCUCCAGAUUCUGGAGGUUACCACAGAGGAUGAGGGCGCCUACCGCUGUGUUGCAUCCAACUCUGCCAGGACGGACAUCAGUCACGAGUCCCGGCUCACUGUUACCACAGAUUCUGCAGAAGCCCUGAACAGAGAUAUGAUCGUGGCACCGCCACAGAAUUCGACGGUAGUGCUCGGUCGUCCAGCAGUGAUGGAGUGCAUGGCCCAGGGCCAGCCCAAGCCGCUGGUGUCCUGGAGCAGACAAGACGGGAAGUCCAUUUCCACAGACGUCGUUGUCCUUGCCACUAACCUGGUGAUCAGAGACACAAGGCGCGACCACGCGGGCGUCUACGUCUGCAGGGCCAACAAGCCUCGCACCAGAGAAUUUUUCACCGCUGCUGCUGAGCUGCAUGUGCCUGCACCUCCAGUCAUUCUUCAGCCCCCAGAGACAGUGUCCCUCUCCCGGGGAAACACGGCUAGAUUCGUGUGUAACAGCUCCGGUGAGCCUGCCCCGGCGUUGCGCUGGCUGAAAAAUGGCCGGCCAAUACGUUCCUUCCGACGCGCCAAGACCCAAAACCCUGGCGUCCUGCUCAUCAACCAGCUGGCCCUUGAGGACGCAGGCUAUUACCAGUGCAUUGCUGACAACGGCCUGGGCACCGCCUGCGCCACCGCCAAACUCACAGUAAUUGUGAGGGAGGGCCUCCCCAGUGCACCUCGACACCUCUCGGUCGCCCCUUAUUCCAGCACCACUGCCCUGCUCACGUGGGAGAAACCAGAGUACAACUCAGCCCAAAUCAUCGGCUACUCAGUGCACUGCCAGCGGGCUGCAGGCUCAGACAACAUGGAAUACCAAUUUGCGAUGAAUAACGACACCACGGAGUAUCACGUCAAGGAUCUUCUCCCCCACACCGCGUAUACCUUCUUUGUGGUGGCUUACUCUCCCUUGGGAGCCAGUCGCCCGUCUCUGCCUGUUACUGUUGACAUGCUUGAGGAUGUUCCUAGCGCACCUCCUCAGCUGUCAAUAGCCAGCACGUCACCGACGGACAUCAGGUUGAUGUGGCAUCCGUUGUCCUCGCAGCACAGUCGAGGGGCCGUUACCAGCUACCGUAUCGAGUACAGCUCUCGAGAUGAUGCGGACACUGUUUACUCAGUGGAGGUGGCCGGUAAUGAGACCCAGUUUACGCUCAGGGAGCUGCAGCCCAACCAGGCAUACAGAUUGAGAAUAGCAGCUGGAACAGGUGUCGGCUUCGGUGUCCCGUCCGAGUGGGCACAGCACCAGACGCUGGCCCACUACAACCAUACCAGCCACCGCAUGGUGAUGUUUGCUCCCACUGAGCUAAAGGUCCGAACUCGAGUAAGCACGCUCAACGUCACGUGGCAGCCCUCGCCCAAUCACACGGCCGUCUCAGGCUACAAGCUAUCUUGCCGAGAGGUGGACGCAGACGGGGAGAAGACGACGCAGACUCACGUAGUCAGGCUCCGCAAGAAGGCCAGAUACCAUCUCCUCACAGGGCUUGUUCCAGACCAGAAGUAUGAAGUGAGAGUCUGGGGAUUCAACAAGCAGACAGAUGGAUCAGCUGCAGUAUGGAAAGGAAGGACAGAAAAGGCUGACAAAGCGUCUUCGGUACCCAUGCGGCCGCCCCCUUUACCACCGAGCAGCAUUCAGGCACUGGCCAACGGCACCACGUCCAUCCGGCUCCGCUGGGAGAAACCUCGCUUCAGCACGGUGCGCAUUAUCAACUACACGGUGCGCUGCAGCCCGGCCGGAAUCACCAAUGCCUCGCUGGUCACGUACCACACCAGUGCUGCUCAGGAGAUCCUGAUCGGGGCGCUGAAGCCAUUCACUCGCUAUGAGCUGGCGGUGCAGUCCAACGGCAUGGAUGCGGUGGGACCCUUCAGCAGCUCCGUGGAGGAGUGCACCCUCUCCGACAGGCCCUCCUCGCCGCCACAGGAGCUGCGACUGAGCUCGAUAGGCUCGUCGUCAGUGCUGGCGAGCUGGCGGCCUCCGCUGGAACCGAACGGUGUCAUCGUGGCCUACAGGAUCUUGUACAGCAGCAACCUGAGCCAGCCCGAGCACAUGUGGAGGAAUCUCUCCCAGGAUGGCAGCAUCAACAGUGUUGAGGUAAAGGGGUUAUCCAGUGGCACCCAUUAUUUUUUCAAGUUGGCUGCAUCUACAGAGGUGGGAGCUGGGCCUUAUUCGCUUGUAAAGGACAUUCAUACCCCUCCUGACCAAUAUGAGCUUGACAUCCAUGCAGUAACGGGCAUCAUUGUUGGAGUGUGUCUGGGGCUCAUUUGCAUCCUCCUCUGCAUGUGUUUCAGCUUCCGCUACACUAAGACAAGUGGUGGCCUGGACUCCACAGCCGCGACCACCCAGUACAGGAGAGGGGGAUACCCCAGUCCCGCCCAUGUGCCGGAGUGCAGCGAUUGUCACGAGCUGGAGACACUGAUGCCCUCCACCGGUCAAGAGUCUGGCCAGUUGUGUGCAGAAGCCCCCGAGGAGCAAAAGCCUGACGGUGAGCACGGACACUGGGGAGGGUGCGGACGCCUCGCACCUGAACACAAGGCCGCUUGGAACGGCUCCAUCAGUCAUAAUUGGGCCAACAAAAUCACCCAAUACAGAGACACCAUCACCGAAGACUCGCCGGGAUUCAUCGUUGGACAACUCAACAUGACAAACUAUACGGAUACUCCGAACACAUCCCACUCCAGGAACCAGGUGGAAGCCAAGGUCAUCGUCCACUCAGAGCUGUCCGACCCGGUCAAUGGGAAGGCCAAGGAAGACUGCGGGGGGGCCAAGGACUCCAAGGCUACCCGGGGACCCUCGUUAGGACAGACCGAGGAGAACCUUUCUGGUAAACAAUCGUUGGGCCCUAGCCCACAGAGUCUUACCUCGACAAAUCCGGAGGCCGACUGCAACGGGGACCCCGGGGACGGAGCGGCGGAGGCGGCUCACGUCGGACCAAAGCAGGACUCGGGGAUGACCAACGGCUUCCACACUCCGAAGACGCCGUGGCCCGAGCCUAAGUCUGGAGAAAACGGGAAUGUUCGACGAUGUCCCUCAGCACAAGCAAAGACUAAGUCUGCCGGGGCUCCUUUUGUCACUUCGGGCCUGGUCCACCCUACCUCAGUAGCACACAGUUACUUGUCCCCAUAAUCUCUGCAUGCCAGCCUCGCGCAGAGGGAGACAUUCUUACCAGGGAUGAUUGUGUACACGCACCACAUUGUCGGAUUUCUUUUGUGCUUUGAAUCCACGCUUUCAUACAUAUGUAAAUACAUGAUCGAGUCUAUUUUUAGAGGUCGACUGCUUGUUUUGCAUUGCAACCAUACAUUCCUCUGGGCUGCGAAAGGAAAAGGAUUCAGCUCAGACCUCUCAAUGCCAGACCUAAGACGGGUACCAAAAUGGUAGGCACCAGUCCAGUGGGUCUGAGGUUCCAGGCACAAUUCGAAGAAUGUCCAGCACCUGUGUCUCUCUUUCGCCUCAUGCUGCCUCAGGGUCACAUACAGUACACACAACAGGAAUAUGUGUCAAUGUAUCUCACCUGUUCACACACCGAACCACACAUAUUUGGAGUGUGGCAUUUUGUAUUGCCGUACUAUGAUUGCAUAACAA